Messenger RNA from Seminavis robusta, 915 nucleotides. NCBI's taxonomy places the organism in Eukaryota, Bacillariophyta, Bacillariophyceae, Naviculales, Naviculaceae. The record is from the annotation of a GenBank genome assembly.
AUGUACGCACCCAUAGUCAGACCAUACUUGGCCCGCAAGCUUGCUUUGCCACACAAGACCCUCAGGAAAAUCAAUUGGAAGGCAUCGAACCAGGCCCUCAGACGCAUGCCCAAAGGAAAACGACGUUGGCUAACCAAACACACCACUGGUUUCUGUGGAGUCGGACGAUCAAUGCACAUUCGGAAGAUUUGGGAUCACUCCCGCUGCCCCCGUUGUGCCCAACCCGAUGAAAACCCUAAGCAUGUUCUGCUGUGUCCUAGCCGGGGUGCACGACUUACCUGGGCCGAGGCAUUGGUUUCCUUAGACAAGCACCUUCGCAAACUUGGCACAAAUCAAUCACUUCGGUACGGCAUCAUAGAACAUCUCCGGGCUUGGGGAAAGAGGAGCCCUCCACACCUGGGACCUCUCCGUGCCGACGUCAGAGCUGCACUCGCUGAACAGACUGAGAUAGGAUGGUACAACCUAUUGCUCGGACGCAUCAGCCACCGGUUCACCCAAUUGCAAGAUGCCCACUACAAAUCCCUAGGCAAUCGCCGCAAUGGUUUCCGCUGGACCACCGCAGUCAUACGAAAACUUCUUGAUAUUUCCUGGGACAUGUGGGACCACCGCAAUCAUAUCAAACACAAUGACCCGCAUCCAGCCUUCGACCCACAACUCCGAACUACCCUCAACGAAGAAAUAAGGUUCCAAUGGUCUCUAGGCGCCGCUAGCCUGCGCCCGGAAGACAGACCCCUAUUCCGACAUGGCCUCGACUCCAUCAUGGAGCAGACAACUACAGACAAACAACAAUGGCUAGCUAGUGUGGAGAACGCCCGGUCUGCAGUGGCGGCAGACCAAGUCCAACCUCGCAAUGAUCAGAACUACGAACGUAACCUGAUGGAAAACUGGAUCAUUCGAGGUCCACCAGCUAACUGA